AAGUUGAAAAAAAAAAAUCAAAAGUGAAGAGCAUCUCAAUUUUUUUCAUCUAAAGUGGUUAUAGCCAAGUAACAUAUCCAUAAAACAAUAACACAACAAUGAAGUUAGAUACAUCUCAUAUGAGGUAUUUGACCUCUGAUGAUUUCAAAGUACUUCAAGCUUUGGAAUUAGGGACUAGAAACCACGAAUUAGUUCCAACCACUUUGAUUCAUACUUUAGGUGGAUUAAGAUCAGUAACUGGUACCAAUCGAUCUAUUGGGGAUUUAGCCAAAUUAAAACUUGUUUCAAGAUUAAGAAAUGCCAAAUAUGAUGGUUUCAGAUUGACUUACUCUGGGUAUGAUUACCUUGCUUUAAAAUCAAUGUUAAAUAGAGAAACUUUAUAUUCUGUGGGGACUACUAUUGGGGUGGGUAAAGAAUCAGAUAUUUAUUCAGUAAGUGAUCCAGAAGGAGUUGCUAAAGUUUUAAAGAUUCAUAGAUUAGGAAGAACCUCAUUCAAAACAGUUAAGAACAAUAGAGAUUAUUUAAAGAAUAAACAUACAUCAAAUUGGAUGUAUUUAUCAAGAUUAGCAGCCGAAAAGGAAUUUGAAUUCAUGACUAUAUUAUAUCAAAAUGAUUUCACUGUCCCUCAACCUUUCGAUUAUUCAAGACAUUGUGUGAUGAUGGAAUGGAUUAAAGGAAUGCCUAUGAAACAUUUACGUAAACAUAAGAACCAUCAAAGAUUAUAUUCUGAUUUAAUGAAUUUCAUUGUUAAAUUAGCUAAUCAUGGUUUAAUUCAUUGUGAUUUUAAUGAAUUUAAUAUUAUAAUAAGAGAUGAUGAAAGUGUUAAAGAUCAUGAGUUUGAUUUCGUGGUUAUUGAUUUCCCUCAAUGUGUGUCUAUUGAACAUGUAGAUGCCAAACAAUACUUUGAUAGAGAUGUGGAAGGUAUAAGAUCAUUUUUUGAAAAGAAAUUCAGAUAUAAACCAACCCAAGACCCUACCAUGUUAGAUACUGAAGGUUAUGGUGAUGGUUAUAAAUACGCAUAUCCAGACUUUGAACGUGAUAUUCAAAGAGUAAAGAGUUUAGAUGUUGAAGUUAAAGCUUCAGGUUAUGCAAAGAAGAGAACUGGGGUAAGAGAAGAUAAGGAUUUGGAACAAGCCGUUAUGAGUAUGAGAUUGAAUACUGGUGAAGAUGAAGAUGAAGGUGAACUCGAUGACGAAGAAGAUGAUGAUGAAGAUGAAGAAGAUGACGACGAAGACUCAAAUGAAUAUGAUCUUGAAGACGAAGACGAAGGCGAUGAAGAAGAAGAAGAAAAUUUACAUCAAGAAAAUGAAAAGAUUAUCGAAGCAUUACAAAGUGGAGUUAAAAAUCUUAAAAUGGAUAAAUUGGGUAAUUAUAUUAUAGAUGACGAAGAUGAAACUUAAUAGUUGUACAUAUUAAAAUAGAUAGAUAUAAAUAAAUGAUAUUUUUUAUUUUCAAAUUAUCGUAAUGAUAUGUAUUUAUGAAGCCCGGAAAAUUAUAAAAAAAGAAUGAAAAAUAUAUGAUAGACAAAAAAUAUGAAAAAAUAUACAGUAGAAUUAAUUAAUUUUUAGUUAAGUACAAUUUUUUUCUAUUUUUUUAAUUUUAACGGGUGGCCAUACCUUUGGUAACAGCUCUCUUUAAGGUUAAUUCAGCCUUUCUGUAAUCAUCAGCAGAUGAGUCUUCAAUUUCUAAAGUUUGUAAAGCAUCAGAUAAAGCAGAUUCAAUCUUUUCUU
Scheffersomyces coipomensis is the source of this 1730-nucleotide messenger RNA. It is a transcript of the gene RIO2, whose product is annotated as protein kinase. The transcript has a single exon. Lineage: Eukaryota; Fungi; Ascomycota; Pichiomycetes; Serinales; Debaryomycetaceae. The record is from RefSeq and is a predicted model, not a curated record. Bases 99 to 1400 code for a protein of 433 amino acids. Gene Ontology annotation, cellular component: cytosol; preribosome, small subunit precursor; nucleus. Gene Ontology annotation, biological process: maturation of SSU-rRNA; protein phosphorylation. Gene Ontology annotation, molecular function: ATP binding; protein serine/threonine kinase activity.